GUGAAAUAAACAGGUGCCCCAGCUCUUCUCCGUGUCAGUUCUAUUUCGGUCAUCAUCGCGAUUCGUAUAUUAUAUGCGCUCACGCGCUUAUCGUAUAACAUAGGUAUUCUUAUCACCGUUAAAAUUACGUUAGGAAAGGGUGUAAUGCAGAUAUUUUCAAAGGACUUUUUUAAGGCAAAAGAGAAAAAUAAAAGCAAGAGUCUCACUUAUUACGAUGUCUUGCACAAGCUGCAUAAGGACUUUCUUCAAAGAUGGGAGCGUCAUACGAUUUCAUCGAGCGAGGGCUUGGAAAAAAUGAUAAAAAUAAAAACGCUGGGAAGCGGCUCGUUCGGACGUGUGCUGUUGGUCAAAUGCACAACGGAGAGUGGACCCGAAUACUACGCAAUGAAAUGCAUCGAGAAACAAAAAAUUAUAAAAACCAAGCAAGUGGAGCACACGCUGUACGAGAAGCGAAUCAUGGAAUCGAUUGGUUUCCCGUUUAUCAUAUCAUUGAAAUAUUGCUUCAAGGAUAAUAGUUACAUUUAUUUCGUUAUGCCGUUCAUUAACGGCGGAGAAAUGUUCACGCACCUCAGAAGGAUGAGGAAAUUUCCGGAAAAUCUUUCGAAAUUUUACGCGUCUCAAGUACUGUUGGCCUUGGAAUUCCUCCACUACUGCCACAUUAUUUACAGAGAUUUGAAACCCGAAAACAUACUCAUUGAUCACAAAGGUUAUUUAAAAAUCGCCGAUCUCGGUUUUUGCAAAGUUGUGGAAGGUCGAACGUGGACGUUAUGCGGUACUCCGGAGUACAUAGCGCCGGAAAUAAUAUUGAGCAAGGGCUACGGUACGGCCGUGGACUGGUGGUCCUACGGCGUCCUCCUCUUCGAAAUGAGCGCCGGUUGGCCCCCUUUCACCUCGAGGGACGAGAUGGAAGUGUACGAGAAGAUCGUGGCGGUCAAGUACAAAUGUCCGGGGUUCUUCACCAACGAGCUGCGGGAUUUGAUCGGGAAUCUCCUGCAAAGGGAUUUGAGCAGAAGAUACGGUAAUCUGAGGAACGGCGUAAUGGACAUCAAGAACCACAAAUGGUUUAAGGACGUGGAUUUUUGGGCGAUAUACAGGUACGAAGUGAACGCCCCAUUCAAACCGGCCGUUCUGGCCGUUUAUGAUACGAGUAACUUCGAUAAUUACGACGAAUUACCUUUCGUGGAGAAUUCGCAAGAUAAAUACGCGGAUGAAUUUCAGCUAUUUUAGUACCUACACCUAUUCGUUAGUCAAUGUUGCGUUAUUUUUAUAUUUUAAAUAUAUUAUGGUUAAAGUAAAUUGUUG
Phyllotreta striolata is the source of this 1302-nucleotide messenger RNA. NCBI's taxonomy places the organism in Eukaryota, Metazoa, Arthropoda, Insecta, Coleoptera, Chrysomelidae. The record is from the annotation of a GenBank genome assembly.